This is a messenger RNA of Papaver somniferum (opium poppy), 1915 nucleotides long. RefSeq names its product purple acid phosphatase 15-like. The record is from RefSeq and is a predicted model, not a curated record. Gene Ontology annotation, molecular function: metal ion binding; acid phosphatase activity. NCBI's taxonomy places the organism in Eukaryota, Viridiplantae, Streptophyta, Magnoliopsida, Ranunculales, Papaveraceae. The coding region runs from base 25 to 1614 and encodes 529 amino acids. The transcript has 7 exons.
UCUUAUUCUUUUCAGUUUACGAAGAUGAGCAUGAUAAAUUUGGCUUUGUGUAGUCUCCUCUUAGGAUUCUUCAUUUUGGUGAAUGGGGAUAUCCCAACAACACUGGACGGUCCAUUUGAUCCAGUUACAGUUCCAUUUGAUGAGAAUCUUCGUGGAUUUGCUGUUGAUUUACCUGAUACAGAUCCUCGUGUGCAACGAAAUGUUACGGGUUUCGAACCUGAACAAAUCUCUGUUACUCUUUCUGUUUCUUACGAUUCUGUCUGGAUUUCCUGGAUUACAGGGGAAUAUCAAACUGGGGACGAUGUAAUGCCGUUGGAUCCGCAAACCGUAGGGAGUUUAGUUCGUUAUGGAAUGUUAAGCUCUUCAUUGUUGCUUGAAGCUACUGGCUCGUCUCUUAUUUACAAUCAGCUUUAUCCUUUCCAAGGUCUUAAGAACUACACUUCCGGAAUUAUACACCAUGUUCGUCUCACUGGCUUGAAUGCUAGCACACAAUACUAUUAUCAAUGUGGAGAUCCUUCUAUACCAGCUUUGAGUCCUGUGCUUUCUUUCAAGACCAUGCCAAUUUCUUCUCCUAAGAGUUACCCUGACAGAAUUGCAAUUGUGGGAGACUUGGGUCUGACAUACAACACAACAUCAACCAUCGACCAUCUGAUAAGUAACAACCCUGAUCUUGUGCUAUUGGUUGGUGAUGUUUGUUACGCGAAUCUGUACCUUACAAAUGGUACUGGGUCUGACUGCUAUUCGUGUUCGUUUGGAGAUACUCCGAUCCAUGAAACUUACCAGCCUCGUUGGGAUUAUUGGGGAAGGUUUAUGCAGCCUUUGAUAUCUAAAGUUCCAAUAAUGGUGGUAGAAGGCAAUCAUGAAUUAGAAGCCCAAGCCGAUAACAAGACAUUUGUAGCUUAUAGUUCUCGCUUUGCGUUCCCUAAUGAAGAAAGUGGAUCUUCCUCCACAUUUUAUUAUUCAUUCAAUGUAGGUGGCAUACACUUCAUUAUGCUUGGUGCCUACAUCGACUAUAACAAGACAGGGGAACAACACCAAUGGUUGAAGAAAGAUUUGGCUAAGGUGGACAGAUCAGUAACUCCAUGGUUGGUUGCUACAUGGCACGCACCGUGGUACAGUUCCUACCAAGCUCAUUACAGAGAAGUUGAGUGUAUGAGGGUGGCGAUGGAAGACUUACUCUACUCAUAUGGUGUUGACAUGGUUUUCAAUGGACAUGUCCAUGCCUAUGAAAGGUCAAAUCGUGUCUAUAACUACACAUUGGAUCCAUGCGGUCCUGUUUAUAUCACCAUUGGGGAUGGAGGCAAUAGAGAGAAGAUGGCUGUCAAACACGCCGAUGAACCUGGUAACUGUCCAGACCCAUCAACAACACCAGAUGACAUGGGUGGCUUCUGCGCAUUUAAUUUCACCUCAGGCCCUGCUGCGGGUAAAUUUUGCUGGGAUCAGCAACCAGAUUUCAGUGCAUACCGAGAAAGUAGCUAUGGUCAUGGCAUCCUAGAGAUGAAGAAUGACACACAUGCAUUAUGGACAUGGCACCGGAAUCAGGAUUUGUACAACAGUUCAGGGGAUCAGAUUUAUAUCGUAAGGCAGCCUGAUAGGUUCCCCGUCCAUCCUUAGGUGAUCAAAUCUCGGGCUGUACAUCAUUUGUUUCCCAGCAGAUGAGAAGCAUACAGUUGGCUUCAGAUGAACCCCCCCCCCCGACUGCUAGAGGGGCUUAUAGUUCUAAGUCCGAUAUAGUCUACUUUGCCCCUUUUGAUUUUAUUUGUUGCACGGGCUCGUGGAUGAUUGUAAUAAGCAUAUGAUGCAAAUGAGUGUAUCCAUUUCAAGAUAAAUGUACGAAACAGUGAUCCGUAGCGGUCAUGAGAUUGUGUGUAACAGUGAUUGUUAGUCAAAAUAAAUGUUCAGAUUCCAUUGCCAA